AUGGUUGCUCCAAAGAUUCAGAUCCUUAUGGCGAUUGGUGUCGCUCUGGGUGUUGUUCAGGCUGGUCCUAUCAGCAUCCGUGCGGACAAGCCAUCCUUCGACAACAAGGCCACAUGCAAGAGUGCACAAUGUAAACUCACAGCAAACGGGAUCAUUAGCGACAUGGAUCCAUCUGUCGAUCCCUGCCAGGACUUUGCCAAGUUUACUUGCGGUGGAUUCUACAAGAAGAACGACAUCCCUGCUGGCAGGGGUCAGAUCGGACCAUUCGAUUUCCUGAACGAAAACAACGAUCGCAUUCUCCGUACGAUCGUCGACCCCUCACAGGGCAAGACCCCCAAGGCACCCGCCGGAGACGUCGCCGCCCAGAACAAUAUCAAGAAGAUCCAAGACCUCUUUGGCAGCUGCAUGGACGAGAAGGCGAUUUCCAAGGUCGGUCGCAAACCCCUCUACGACGAAAUCCAAAAGUUCAUCAAGUCCUUCCCGGUCUCGGAUUCCCCCGUCGACAAAAAGACCCUCAGCAGGACUUUGGGCCAGAUUGCUCAGUAUGGGUUCUUGAACCCGGGAUUUCUCAGCCUCAAGGUCUCCGUAGAUUUCAACAACCCGGAGGCCAACAUGUUGACGAUCUCUGAGAGUGGGUUGGGUCUGGCAUCCCCGAACCUCUACAGGGAUGAGAAAACGGUCGAGGAGUACAGGGUGACUGUUGCAACCAUGUUUCAGACCGUUUUGGGUGACGAGGAUGUUGCCAAACGGGGAAAGCCACUAACUCCCAAGGACAUCAAAAAGGAGUGGGCCGAUGCUGCCAAGGAUGCUGUCGACUUUGAGAUCCAGCUCGCGGCCAUCAGGACUACGUUUAGCGAUAUGUUGGACCCAAAGAACAAUAGGCGUCUGGUCACUAUGGAGCAGCUGAAUGCUAUGACCCCCUCGAUCGAUUGGUCCAUCUUUCUUCAAGAGUCCUUCCCUUCUGGCCUCAAAUACAAUGGCCCCAUCAUAGCCUCCUCCAUGAUCUUCCACAACAAGCUCGAAGGACUCCUCAAGAAGACCGCGUCCAAGAAUUUCCAGCGCUACUUUACCUGGGUCCUCAUCCGCAGUCUCUCCGAAAACUUGGCCCAGCCCUACAAGCAGCCCAAGGUCAACUUUGACAGAUUUACGAAUGGUAUCUCUGCGGCCGCCCCGAACGACCGCUGGGCCACCUGUAUGACUGUCACCAACACAAACCUAGUCCAUAUUACCGGACAUUACUUUGUGAAAGCCGUGUUCAAGGACAACAGUCGCCAAGAAGCCCUGGCCAUCGUCGACAACAUCAUUUCCAGCUACGAGAAGAACUUCCCUACCCUCGGUUGGCUUGACAAGACCACCCGCGACGGCGCCGUCAAGAAGCUGAAGGCGAUUGUCAAAGCUAUAGGAUACUCAACCGAGAACCCCGACGAAGUCUCUGCAAAGUCGCUGGACGACUUUUACAGGGGCUAUGAUGUCGCCGGCAAGGACUAUUUCGGAAACCAGGUCAGGUUUAUGCGCUGGACGACUGCCAAGGCCUUUGCGGCGCUUCCUUUGCCUGUGGACCGGGAUGCGUUCGGCAUGUCGCUCACGACGGUCAAUGGGUUCUAUAGCGCAUCAUCCAACUCGAUAUAUAUCCCCGCUGGUAUCUUGCAGACCCCCGUCUUUCACUUUGAGAACCCAGAAUAUGUUAACUAUGGAGGCAUGGGCACCAUUGGUGGCCACGAGAUCGGGGUAAGCCCCCCCUCCCCCCCUCCCCCCCCUUUUUUUUCCAUUUCUCAGUUCCGCUGA
This is a messenger RNA of Linnemannia hyalina, 1785 nucleotides long. The record is from the annotation of a GenBank genome assembly. NCBI's taxonomy places the organism in Eukaryota, Fungi, Mortierellomycota, Mortierellomycetes, Mortierellales, Mortierellaceae.